UCACCCGGUUCAGUCCUAGACUUUGGAAUUCACUGUUGCCAUGGCAAUGGAAUAGAACACGCUCUCUCGCUCUCUCUCUCCUCCCGUUCUCUAUUGCUUUAUCUCUCUCUCUUUCUCUCUCUUUCUCUCUGUUGCUCCAUCUCUCUUUCAUUCUCUCCCUCUUUGGGAAAUGUAGAACCAGCAUUCUGAUUUCUUUUCUUUGGACCUGUCAUGAAGAAUCUGUUGGGCUGAAUAGUUGAUUAAUAUUCUUUUGGUUGUCAGGUUUUUAAGGACUGCUAUGGUUAUCCUCUGAGAAGGACGACAGCUAGCGGAACCUCACUCACCCAGGGACCUAGCAGAGAGAACAAGGGUGAAGAGAAAGAGAAGGCAUACGAAUUAAGGGUGAAGAGAAGUGAGGGAGGAAGGAGAGAGAUAGGGAGAGAGAUAGGGAGAGAGCCAGUCGAUGGAUGCAGCUUGGAGAGAGGGGACCCCACCACUUUCUCCACUGACGAGGAACACCUAGCUACAGACAAAAGGCAUGGAGGCGAAAGGCAGACACAUGCCCCCAGCCAUGGUGUGGUGCGAGCGGGGCAUCCAGGUUCUGCUCACCACCAUGGGGGCCUUCGCGGCCUUCGCCCUGAUGACCGUGGCCAUCGGCACCGACUACUGGCUCUACGCCCGGGCCUUCAUCUGCAACAGCACGGCCAACUCGUCUCAGGAAGACCCCAACAACAAGGACAAGAAAGACCCCGGCGCGCUCACACACUCGGGCCUCUGGAGGAUCUGCUGCCUGGAAGGGCUGAAAAGCGGAGUGUGUUCUCAGAUCAAUCAUUUCCCUGAUGAUGCAGACUACGACCAGGAUGCUGCUGAGUACCUGCUGCGCGUAGUUCGGGCCUCGAGCAUCUUCCCCAUCCUGAGCGCCAUCCUGCUCCUGCUGGGCGGGGUGUGUGUUGCUUCCAGCAGCUUCUAUAAAAGCAAGAGGAACAUCAUUUUGGGAGGGGGAAUCCUGUUCGUGGCAGCAGGUCUAAGUAACAUAAUCGGUGUGAUUGUGUACAUCUCGGCCGCUCUAAGCGACAUCUCUCCUAAGAAGGACGAGGAUAAGAAGUGGCACUACUCUUACGGCUGGUCUUUCUACUUUGGCGGCUUGUCCUUCAUCCUGGCUGAGAUGGUGGGCGUUCUCGCCGUGAACAUCUACAUCGAGAAGAACAAGGAGCUGCGCUGCCGAUCCCGCACCGACCUCUUCAAGACCACCACUCACGCCAUGCUCCGCCUCCCCAGCUACCGUUUCCGCCGGCGUUCUCGCUCCAGUUCGCACUCCACCGACCCACCCCACUCGCGCGACGCCUCACCAGUAGGGGGCGCCAAGAGCUUCACCCUGCCGCCCUCUGCCCCGCCGUUCUCCGUGGCCACCCUGCCCAACCCCCACCACACCAGCGGUGGAGGAGGGGGGGAUAUCUCCAUGUACACGCUGACCAGGGACUCCAAGCUGGGGAGUCUGGGAGGAGGAGGUCCCCCUCUGUACGGGACGGUGGAUCGGGCCACGCUCUACCAGUUGCACAACUACUUCCCAAAAGAUGGUGGCGCAGACAGUGGAGGAGGAGGAGUGAUGAUGAGCGGCACCCUGCCGUCCCUCUCCAAGUCCAACCUUGCUACCUCGGCCCAGAAUGCACCUGUGUCUGCCGCACCGUUGAAUACCUCAACCUCCUCAGGCCCCGCCCCCUCUCAGCCGCCCACCUCCACCAUGGAGCGUGACAGAGGCAUGGCCACGCUCGAUAGGCUGACGGCCAAGCGCGACAGAGAUAGCAACUCUGACACGUUGAACAGGAGAACCACGCCAGUGUGAACUGCGGAUAGAGAGAGUGUGGAGGGGGAAGAGGAGGAGGAGAAAGGCUGACUGGGUGGCAUGCUAAGCUAAAGCUAACACUUAACAGCUAAUCGCAUUCUGAAGCCUUCGUACUGCUGCCAUAAUGAUUUAAUACGGUGAUACAAGCAGUCAUAACAACUAGUGUACGUUCAUGACAACUGCCUUAACCUGGUCAUGACCCACACUAUGGCUUUCAGUGCCUAGUUACUUAGUUACCCAUUUAACCAAUUAGCUAGUUAGCUAGUAGCCAUAGUUAUCUCCUACACAGUUAAAUGCCAUAUUAGUGAUGUACAGUAUCUGUCUAUGUAAUGCUUUUGUUGUUAUGACUGCUUCUGACAUCCAUCUUGCUGAAGGCUGUACGAUUACUUCUGUAAAGUGUUACCAAAAAGGGCUGUAGAGUAGGUAAAGUGGACUUGGAAGGAAUGAGGGGAUAAGGGGAUGGGGGGAGGAUGGAAGUAGUGUGAAGUGCAAGCCUCUCUCUUUCGAUCCAUCUCUAUUUCACUCUAUUUAUCCUAUUCUACAGACUAGAAAUAAUAAAUGUAUAAUUAACAAUAUUAUUGAGUAUUAGAUUAUUUUUCAAACAAACAUCAUGUCUGUGGUGGUGAUCUUUGGGUUGUCUUUCAUUCCGAGUGCUUGAUCAUCGGUUACACAAGAUUGUAACUUUCUCUUGACUAUUACCAACGUUGCUGUUGUUUUUAACUUAUUGUAGUAAACGUUAUUGCAGGGUAAAAUUUGUACAUUUUAGAAAUAUGAUUUUUUGUAUUUUUCUAUUCCUUUGAAGUUGAGGAUUUCAAUUGUUUUUGUUCACUCCAAAUCUAACGGUAUCAUGUCAAAAGCAUGUGCGCCAAUGUGAGUGUGAUGUUGAAUAUACAUAUUAUUAAUAUUAUUACAUACUGUUAUCACCAAUUUACUUUUUGCUGGCUAUUGAUUUGAUUGAUAUAACCAACGUAGCCUACUCAGUGUUUUCUAUGGUUUCUGACCACUAGUGUAUUAGACGAUAUAAUUUAUAUAAAUCCGUUUAUUUUCGUGAUGGUAUACGUAGGUAUCCUUAAUGUUAUUGUUUCCGGUUCGUACUGCGUACCGUUUGUUUGGGCAAGGAGGGCUGAGAGAGCCUGUCAACCUCUGAGAGCAGAAGUAUCCUGACACUCACACCGUGACUCCACGCUGUUUCUUAAGUGAGAGGAGUACAUUUACAAUGGGAAAGCAAUACAAUAUUCUGAACCUCACUGAGAAAAGAACAAUAAAUAUAUGAAAUAAAGAUGAUUAU
Osmerus eperlanus (European smelt) is the source of this 3110-nucleotide messenger RNA. It is a transcript of the gene cacng8a, whose product is annotated as calcium channel, voltage-dependent, gamma subunit 8a. Gene Ontology annotation, biological process: neurotransmitter receptor transport, postsynaptic endosome to lysosome; transmission of nerve impulse; positive regulation of synaptic transmission, glutamatergic. The record is from RefSeq and is a predicted model, not a curated record. Bases 518 to 1822 code for a protein of 434 amino acids. The transcript has 6 exons. Gene Ontology annotation, molecular function: voltage-gated calcium channel activity; channel regulator activity. Gene Ontology annotation, cellular component: postsynaptic density membrane; AMPA glutamate receptor complex. Lineage: Eukaryota; Metazoa; Chordata; Actinopteri; Osmeriformes; Osmeridae.